UGUGUGGGGCAGUCGCCAUGUACUGGCUGCAGGUGGGUUUUUCUGGGUGCUCCAGCUUUCCUCUACCACCAAAACCUGGCACGUCCUUAAAUGACCAUAGCUGUUGAUACUGAUAGGACAUAAAUACAAACAAGGAUCUUGACAAGAUACAAGACUAUUAAUAUUACAUGUAUGUGAUGCGGAUAACAGGUAAACUGACAACAACUACAGCCUAACAGGUGAUCCUUUGUUUGGAAUGGCAGCAAGCUUAUAACAAUCUGCAAUACGUAUUUAUAUAAACUGAGUAAUUUUUCGAAGUUUGCAUAAACCUAUCAGUUCAUCAUGCGUUUUUCAACGCCUUUCUUGAUGGUGUGUAUGGCAGCAGUCGUUGCUAUCAUUGUGCUGAUGUUGCAAACGGUCAAUCAGAAAUCUUCCGGACCUCCGACCAUCAUUAUCAACGAUAACUCGAACAAAGACUUCAGCCUUCCAUUCAACCAGCAGAGACGGUAUGUGGUUGGUGCACAAGCGUUUCAACCGAGAGGAAUCGUGCAGAGUCAUAAUGAAUCGUACAAUUACAAAGAAGUUUUGACCAAGCUAAAUGCGGAUCAUGCUGCAAUGGACGAGCCACGUCUUAUUGAAAUUAUCAGAAAUCAUUUCAUCGUCCCACCAUCGAAAGAAUCUUACAAUCUUAAAAACCCUGACAAACUGGAGUAUUCCAAUGGACAGACACCUUUUAUUGACAGCCGAUUAAACUACAUGGAAGGAGGAUUCUACGUCGAAUGUGGGGCUCUAAACGGAGAACAAGGAUCUAACACUUUGUUUUUUGAGAAAGUCCGAAAAUGGAAUGGAUUACUCGUAGAAGCUGAUCCUUCAAAUCACGAAGUCAUGAUGACCAAACACCGAAAAGCCUUCACGAUGCAUGCCUGUCUCAACCCUAAGCCAUAUCCUGCUGUUAUGACAUUUAACAAGGCCUUCAACAGGGGAAGAGUAGUCCACGAUCAGGAGGCCAAGAACUGGAUCGAGAAACAAAACAUCAAGUCAGACCCAGUGCAAGUGCAAUGUCUGCCCCUGUACUCCAUUUUACUGGCACUCAACCAAACUACUGUGGACUUCUUUAGUCUGGAUGUCGAGGGUGACGAACUUAAUGUACUCAAGACCAUUCCCUUUGACAAGGUUAACAUUAAAAUGUUGACAGUAGAAUACGUUCACGACACUCGCCGAUAUUCGGACUUACAGACCUUCAUGGAGUCCAAAGGAUACGAAACACUUCUCCGAAUGCAGAGGGAUAAUGGUUCGGUGAACGAUAUUAUUUUCAGAAAGAAAAAUUUAGCUCACUAAAGUUUGAAGAUUUUAGCUUUAUUUCUUUGAUAUUACUAUGCUUGAAACACAAAGGUAUGAAAAUACUGUAAUGAUGUCAUUUAAGGUAAUAUAUGUAUCCCCUUUCUAAAAAGAGUUCCACACUAAAAAGGCCUGUUAAUCUUUUUGAAUUAUAUAUUGGACUCUGUUAAGGGUUCCUAACUGACUGGAGGCAAAACACUUGAGAAUUCUGCUGGGUUUUUUUCAUACAUGAUUGACCUCCCUUUUUAUUUUGUUUUUGUGCUAUAAUGGUGGCGUGACCAGACCAUGGUAAUACUUUUUACCAGGUUGCUCAGUUGGUAAGUGCCACAAUAUAAUGGUUGGAGAUCCAGUGUUCAAAUCCUGUUCUGGAUUCAAUGCUCUUCUUAAACUUUAGGAUUUUUUUUAUUUUUUUUCAAUUUUUAUUUCAUCUUGAUAUAUAUAUAUAUAUAUAAAAAUGUUUCGUAAGAUGUAGAUUUAUGAGUAAAGUAAUUCCAAAAUAACUUAUGAUACAUAGUAACAAGGUUUUUUUUAUCCACGGAGUGUGAUUUUCUGUCGGAACUCUGCUGGUUUGUCCGACUGUUUGAGUGGUGCUAAAGGAUUUGUCCAACUUUUUUUUAUAUUUCACCCCUACGCAACUUUAGUAGACUCUGCCAUGGCAUAGAUCUGAAUGAGUCCAUUA
This is a messenger RNA of Mizuhopecten yessoensis (Yesso scallop), 1996 nucleotides long. RefSeq lists its product as uncharacterized. The coding region runs from base 322 to 1317 and encodes 331 amino acids. The record is from RefSeq and is a predicted model, not a curated record. The transcript has 4 exons. NCBI's taxonomy places the organism in Eukaryota, Metazoa, Mollusca, Bivalvia, Pectinida, Pectinidae.